GAGCGGGUGACGUCAGCUCCUCGGUUUACUUGCUUUGUUUGUCCGGAGCUGUUUUGGCUUCAGACUGAGACUGAAGGGACAACCAGAAACAUAACAUUUUCUUUGUGACUGAGUCGCGCUGUGAGCUGUUGUGUUGCAUAUCAACAAGAUUAUAACUGUGUAAUAACACUAACAGAGAUGCCGUCCGACAGACCCUUCAAACAAAGGAGGACAUUUGGUAAGAAACCACCAAAGCGGUAUUGUCUGACGGGCUAAUGUUAACUGCUUGAAGGGAAAAAGCUAGCUGGUGUUAUGCCCAAAAGUGCUGCCAUUCGAGAUGUGGUACUGCUUGUUUUGUGCGCAUGCGCUUGUCCGAAGCGAGAGCGUUAUUUGACCGAUGAUAUUACUCUGUUGUAACACAAGUCUCGUUAAAUCUUAAACAUAGAUCAUGUAGUAGAGAAAGAAAUCACACUGAAUGUAUUCUUGUGAUACUAAUGAGACGAGAAAUGGUUCAUACAGCGAAUUUGUAGUGGGGGCAGAAAAUGGUCUAUUUAGAAACUUUUCACGUACAAAUUUGAAUAUAGAUAUGUCAUGAGAGAGUACCGAAACACGCCUACCUCAUUCUCACAGCACACAUACUGUUUUUUGAAGUAAAAAAUGUCGUUUUUUUGUCCUCGGCUAGGGAUUUGCUCUGCUGUAGCAUUUUGUAAGAGAGCAGCACAACUCGACGGAACACCGGCCUGCUAGCCACCUAGCUCACCUAGUUUGUUGACAGAUGAAGUAACAUGGUAUUUUUGAGUUAUUAUAGUUGUUACAAAGGUUUCACAACUGGUUGAGUCUUGCUUUAAUGGUUUAUAUUUUUACCAAUACUGAGUGUAAAUCUCGAGGCGCUAAUUUUGAGCUAAAUUUUAAUUUUAGUAGCAUUUUGAUGCUUAACAACAGUGAAAAAACAUCAUGUCCUGCUAAAUGUUACAGUAAUUUAUCCUGGUUGAUCGUUUAGUAUCUUUUAGUCUGUAUGUUGUGCUAUAUUGUUGCCAGACGAUAUUUAAAGGCCAUCUGGGUCACUGUCACAUUAGCUUUGUAAGCCUCGAAGCUAGCAGGGCCUCUGUACUCAACCAGCCAGCUUCGAGAUAACCUACCUGGACGACUUAAGCAGUAAACAUUUCAUGUUUGCUUCAAGGAAAAACAACAUGUGCUGACACAUUAUCCCAGUACACGUGUUCAGUGAUUUAUGUUGUAAUUUGAUGCUAAAAGACGGCCCCUGUACUGGUUAGGGAGGAGCCCAGACUCUGUUCAUUACAUAAUGUGGUCACACAGGGAAGUAUGGAGAUAAACAAGUGUGUCACAGAUGAAGAAAACUCAUCAGUUGAGUCACAAUGUUGGUAUAACAUCUUAAUCGUGCAAACAUUAUGCAGAGACGGUUAUAAUGUAACAUAGUGACUAGCUGGCCUUGUCCUGACCUGCUAAUCUGUGUUAUUAUGCGUUCACUGCUGUGUAUUGGUGCGCUCUCUGCCACACUGACACACAUCGCUCUGGUGUCUCACAAGAAUGAAAACCGUGCCUGGGGUGAACAGAUGGAUUAGGUUACUUGUUGGAUUAGUCAGUCGAAGAAGUCGUUAGGUUGAUAGAAAUGUUUUCUUAACAAAGGUUGGCAGGCCUACUGAGAUGAGUAUGCACACAUACGGUGUUUGCAGCUAAAACACAGGAUAAGACACUUGGGUCUAUGCUUGGGUCUUGGCCCUUAAUAUAAUAGUCCCUUUUGUGAUGGCAAAAAUUAAGGAGGCAGCCCUCCUUUUCAUCGUACUAGAGCUUUAUCAGCUGUGCAAUACAUUCAGAUCCACUCUUGCCAAAAAGCACAGUUGCCUACAUCAACUGGGGAGGAAAAAAACACCCCAAGACGAAAACAAUGGAAGCAUUCACGCUUCACUGUAGCACCUUAAAGCCCCCUGACCCUUGAACCCUGCCAGUAUCGCUGAGGAUUUUUGAAAAGGGUUAUUUUUCACUCUAGAGAAGACAGUGUGGGUUAUAAACCUAGAUCAGGGGUUGUAAAACAUCAGGAAGCUGAAGAGGGAAAUUCUACAGGUAAUAUUUAAACUCAAAUCAUAUGCAAAGUUGUGGACUCAAUGUAGACUCUGAGUCUACUACACAGAGAAAGAACACAGGGAUCUUCUUCAAACUUAAACAAUCAAUAUGUAGCACCAAUUAACCAUUAAAAUAAAAUGGUCAUUAGAACAGGGUCAUUUUUUUCCAUAAAGUAGUCUAAAAAAUAUUAUCAAGUGCUGUAAAAAACUCACAACUUUUAAUUUUAAGGAUUAUUUUAUUCCUAAUUUUUUGUGACGAUUCAAGGGCCAGCAGAGUCGGACCACCAGGACAAAAAGGGUUUUUAAUUUCACUUCAAAGUACGUGGGACUUUAGGUGUUGACAAUAAUGACUUGAACUUUGAUCCCUGGAAAGACACUCAUAGAUGCUGCAAUUGAGUUUUUCUCCUCACCUGACACUGACACUCAGGUCACUGAAUCUUCCUACCUGAUACUCAGUGUUCUUGUCCUCAAUUCAGAAUAUUCACUGUGUAUUACUCCAGUAUUCCUUGUACUCUUGACUCUUAUGGUUCAGUUUUUCUUUUUUGUUCUAACUUUUUGUCAUUUUGUGUAACCAAAAAAAGUUUGGAGUAUUUGUGAAGUGACUCAGAAUUUUAGAAGCCAGAAGAUGAGAUAAAAUGAAGAUAAUCCUGAUUCAGUCAUGAGAUUAUAAAUAGAGGCAAGAUAAAGAAAAGCAAGAGGAUGGAGGAUAGUGAGCAUGACAGGCAUCACAAAACCCGAAUAGUUCAGUUCAUAGUAUAUCAUUUUCAUAGCUGGCAAGGCAAGAAUGAUGACCUGUUUUCUCUCUUUACCUACAUGCCAGUUUUUUUUUUUGCUUUGUAAAACAAAUGAAUUCAGUGGAUGUGAGAAUACAAAGAGCGACACAAUUCAAUGAAUUUCUCUUCAACAAAGGUCUUUAAAAAAGCGAUGAAGCUUCUUUGUUCUCAGCCCUAAAAUAGAUAAAAAGAAAGUGUUUUCUUUUCUCUCUGAGUAUGAAUACAUUUGUCAUUUCUGCUGUCUGCUAGUUUUAGUGCAGGAAUCAGAGCUCUCUGUGUGGUUUCAUGUCAUCUUUGUUGGCUCACUGUUUAUGAAUUGUGUCUCUUGUUGUCCACAGCUGACCGGUGCAAAGAGGUCCAGCAGAUCCGUGAUCAGCACCCCAACAAGAUCCCUGUAAGCUGCCGUUAAAGCCGGAUUUUAUCACACCACACUUGACUGAUCUUUAAGACACUGCAGUGCAGACACUGAUAAUCUAUACUGUCUGUGAAUGAUAUCUGUGUGCCCCGGCAUGCACCCUUCAAUAGGCUGUUAUCUUUCCAGUUUCAGAGUUUAAUACACCUGUGUUCACUGAAGGGAAGAAAACAGAGGGAUGAUGUGAGUGUGUGGCAUGAAGUAGACAGCCACACUUAGGUCGAGUAACUCACUGUAUUUCAACAGCAGCCAUUGACAAUGAGCUGAGGGUGAGGAGCUCAUGCUGUGAGAAAGUUUAUUUCCUGUUGUGGAUCCAAUAAUAAAUUUUUCUGGCCUGAAAAUCUUAAUCACCCACUAAUUAACAGUGACAAUCCAGGUUUAUUUCCAGACCAAUAAUAUCAAAGUUGGGAACUAAAAUCUUCCCUUUUGUAACAUGUUUAACAACCAAAAAGAUGUGAUUGCUUUUAUCAACUUCACAGCCAAUGAUAUGCCAUGUGAAAGAAAGCUGGUAAUGUGCUUCAUCAAUGUGCUGUCUGGCCUUGUUGCCUGUUUUCUUGCUGAUCACCAGGAUGUGUUAAGUUCUUGAUUCUGAUUGGUUGAAAACCCCAUAACUAGGGCUGUUAUCAUCUGAAGAAGUUCUUGGCCAAUUAAAACCCUGGAAUUUUCGACCAAAGAUUGACUUACUCUGACGGCAAACCCUUAGUGAUGACGCAGCUAGGGGGAGCGUGGCUCGGCGGGGUGAAGCACAAGAAGGCAAUUAAACAUAAAUAUUAUAUUCAGCAAACCACUAGACAUUGAUUAACAUGGAUGCUCUUCAAUCUUCCUGUCUCCAGGAAAAAAUUAAGCCCACCAAUCAAAAUGUAGGUCGUAUCAGCAUGUAUCGACCGAUAACUCAACCAGUUGACUCAGACUUAACAGCCCUACCUGUAACAUUGGUUGUUAAUUCUGCCUAGCAACAGCAAUGCAAGGGACAACCUGAACAUUUGGGGUAGACUGGUUAUUAGCUGUGGCUGUAUAUCAGGUCAUUAAUUUGGCUAAUGAUCUGUAUCGGCAUUCUCUAUUACUGAUGGGUGAUUAAAUUAAUUGAUCCACAUGGGAGGUUACAGAACAUUUAGUGUCCUAUUUGGGAUUCACCUUAUCCUGUUGACGAUGUGAUAAAAACACCACUUAAGAGAGCAUCAAUUUGAAAAUGAUAAAAAAAAAACAGUGAGGAUAUUUUAUAAUAAUUCCCUCAGUUUUUUAGAAGAGCAGAAAACUUAAGACUGGCGGUUAAUGGCUGGAAAUAAGGAGGGGAUGAACAGACAUGAAGCAAACACAAACAUCAUGGGCUCUAAGCAAUGUCACAGAUCUGGUACAGUGAGAAAAAACGAUGACAGAAAAUUUUGAAGAAAGACGACUUAAAGUUGGUGUUAUUUUCUGCUUUCGCUAAAAUGCCAAUAAAAAAAGCAGAUGUGAAGACUCAGCAGUGAAUGGAAAUACUGUUGAAUGUGGUUUAAAACGGUAGGGCAGGAUAUUGUUGAGCUUCUCACCCUGAGUGAGUUAUUUAUGUUCAAGAAAAACAGCUGCCUUGUGAUUUAGUCAAUUCACCAUAAGCCAUGCAAGUGAGGCAGGCUACUGGGUUAGCCCUCUUACAUUACAUCACUGCUCCAUGGCCUUUCAGCUGCCAUAUAGGCACAAAUAAAGACUUCAAUUACAUUGAAUUGUAUUGAAUGGUUUCCAAUGUGGACUACAUCAGAAUACAUUUUAUCUGAUAGAUUCACUGUUGUCCUGUAUUUAUCCAAAUUGUGUGGUGCUUAAAACAGAUUUUUUUACCCAGUUUGUCACAAAUUCUUGUCACCCCUCAGAUGCACUAUAUAUAUUAAUCCCUUUAGGGGGAUUUUUAAAAAAGUUUCCAGUCAGUCAAUUAUAUUGUAAUGUCAGAUUUUACAACAGUCUUGCAAUUCAUCAAUUACAGAAGAAUCACCGACUGUAUCAUUAUAUUAUCUCUGUCAGGUAUCACAUGGUAUGAUUCUCACCGCUAACACAUUUACUCAUAUUUACAAUUAUCAAUCAGGGCUUUACUUUCAUUCAAUAAAGAGAGUUUGUUUUUACUAGUAAGCUUUAGUCAGUAAUAAAGCCUGACUUAUCCUCCCUCCAUAUGCUGAAAAAAUCUAACACUAAUAAAUAAUGACCUCCACUAAUAAAGCUAAUGCCAGUUAGCUUAGCUUCGCAUAAAGACUGGGAAACUGAAGCAGGCCUGUUCAGAAGUUACAUAAUCCACCUACUGGUUGAAAAACGUAAUUGAUUAAACGUGUUUUAUCUUAUGUGUUUAAUCAAAGUGUCAACAUGUCAGGAACUUGCUGCCCCCAACAGAACACAUUACACCAGCCUCUUCUGACUUUUAGAGGUCGAUCACUCCGUUUUACAGAUAGCAUAACACACAUAUGACAUUCUCACAAUCAUAAGAGAUGAGAAAUGACCUUGCUGGAUGCUACAGUCCAUGAAUCAGACACAUGUAUAAUAGUUUUUGUAUUGUCUGUUUUAGGUGAUCAUUGAGAGGUAUAAGGGGGAGAAGCAGCUGCCAGUUCUGGACAAGACCAAGUUCCUGGUACCCGACCAUGUCAACAUGAGUGAGCUGGUGAAGAUCAUCAGGUAAACACAACAAACAGGCGUUUUUUUUUUUUGGUUGCUGAAUUGGGUAUCAGUUUGAGGUUGAGGUCAUUUAGGUGUAUGUUUGGCAUGUGUGUGUAUAUUUGGAGCUGUCUGUUUGAAUGCACGGGUGCUGGUGGUGUUGGACAUGGUAGAAGUGUAACAUGAAGUGUGUGUAUGUGUGCGUCUUUAUUUGGCAGCUUGCUGAGGUUGUGGUUUGCCCGUUUGUUUACAAUCAAUGCUGUGUCAAAGAGGGGGUGAGAAACAGGGGGCCAUAAUAGAGUCAGCUGCAGAAUUAUAAGACAGUAGAUCAAGAUUUGACAGCCCUGCAGUGCAGAAGGACCAUAAUAUAUCCGACAGAUUCGAUAGGGUUGUUCAUAAUUAUCAGCCUUACAUGCUGAGGCAGAAUUUCAAAAGCAGCUAUUUCAUGAUGUAAAGUCAAUUUGUGGGAGAAUCAUUCCGUCUUAAUGCAUUAAAAAUCAGUCAGCAUGUCGAAGAUCUCUCCGCAGAACUAAGAUAUGUUCAAGAGCCAAAAGGAAAAGAGCUGAGGGAGGGAAGAGGAAGGGAAACCUGAGAGAAGUGAGCUGACAGCAGGAAAGUUUUUAGAUUUCUCUGAACACAAACACAUUGACUCAAAGUUAGAUAAUGAACAUAAGAAAUCAAAAAAUAACUGACAUAUGAAAUCAAGCUUCUUGUGUAAAUGUGGAACACUUCACGCAUGCAAGGUAUUAGCAAGUUGUCGUCUGCAAUCACACAGCAGAUUAACUAGUCAUCUGCAUCACCCCCCUUCCACAACAAAUAGAUUCCUGUCCUGUGGGAAAUACUGAGCGUAAUUGAUAAAAUAAGAGUAUAUAGAAAAACUGAAGCAACGAUUGAAUAAACUAAAGAGCAAAUUUGUUGAUUUUAUUUUUUGAAAGAAAGUGACAAACUUCUUCCCUUGUUUCAGCUUCUCAAAUGUGACGUCUGGCUUUCUUAAGCUUUUAUCUGUCCACUUUAAAUACAGUGAAAACUCAUCUGACAGUUGUUUUUGUAUUUUAGUGACAUCAUUAUGUAAGAUGACUUUGAACCACAUAAAUCCAGAGAGGGAAACACUGUGAAACAGUUUUAAGUGGAAAGGGGUGCAAUUGUUUCUUAAAAAACCUAAACUAAUAAAGUUCAUAGACAAAAAUCAUCACUGAGACUAAAAGCAAAAGUGCACAAUGUUUAAAACGUGAAUCUCUACACAGCGGUCGACGUCUCCAUGCGCAAACCUUAAACAAAAAGCCACUCUAUAGCCACAAAUAAUGUGCAGAACAGCACCUUACUUCAUCAACAGUACAUAUAGGGCCCAGCCAUAGUACUAGCCAUCAAACAUCUUUUUAGCUUUGCCUGAUUUCUUUAGCAAAGAGACCAAACACAACUCACCCACUCUCCUCCAGCCGCCGCUUGUUUGUGGGGGAACACUGACGAGUCGAUCACCGAGUGCAGCGGAUCAUUUCCUUGAAGUAAUAAUCAUCAUAAUAAUCAUUUUGCACUGCAGACGCUAUAGUUCUUUUGCCUUAGCGUCUUGGUCUGAUUUCAUUUCCAUGAAGUAAUGAUCAUAAAUGUUCUUCCUUGAGCUGCGAAACUCCGCUGCACUCGCUGCACAACUUGUGACAAAAAGAAGUAACUAAAAAGUUUCAGACGCAUGUAUUUAUAUCUCUCUGUCUCUGUUCUGUCUCCAAGGCGUCGUCUGCAGCUGAACCCCACUCAGGCUUUCUUCCUGCUGGUGAACCAGCACAGCAUGGUGUCGGUGUCCACCCCUAUCUCUGAGAUCUAUGAGCAGGAGAGAGACGAAGACGGCUUCCUCUACAUGGUCUACGCCUCGCAGGAGACCUUCGGCUGCUAGGGAGGGCGAGGGCAAGGGAGAGCGGGACAUCUUCAGGUGCAGGGAGGAUGGGGAGAGGGUAGAAAGGGGAGCGUGUAUGAGGGGAAGAAGGGGGUAUGUGGUGCCAGAACCCGACCAGAAACCACCAACUCCAUGAUCCUCUCCACUUUGUUGCAUUGCAGGCCCACGUAGCAGCACCUCCCUUUAGUCAGUCAGUCAGUCAGUGUUCAUGUGACAGACACCCCCUUUGUCCCCCUCUCUCUGUCAUACUAGAGCACCCUCUUCAUUUUGGUCAGUAAAUGCAACACUAGCUACAGAAACCAGAGGACGUGAGCGUCUCUCCUGCCCUCAGAGUUCAUUGUACCUGUGAUAUCUGAGAGUUUCUACUUUUCUUUUCUCUCUUAUCCCACACAUAAAAGGUGGGAAGAAAACAACCAAUGAAUCUGAAGUUUGGAGUCCGGGAGUUAAACCGAUUGAAUCCUUAAAAUCUGACACAGACAAAGUAAACACUAAGCCAGGCAGUUGCUUGGAAGAGUCAAGGAAGUAAUUUGAAGCCCAGCUGAUGAAGUUGAAGACCUCCUUAAAACACAGCAGGGUUCAGCUCGAUCCAGUAAUUAGCUGUGUUAGCCCAUAUUCUCUUUAAGCGGUAGUACGAGCUAGAUGGUAGAUUCUUAAAGUUGUGGUUUUACUUUUUAACUUUUUUUUUUUUUAACUCACAUUGUAGAAUUUUUUAAUUCUUGUCUUUUGUUUGAAAUAUUAGCUGUAGUUUAGUUUGUGUUGUAAAGCGAGUUCUGGGUUUGUUUUAAUCAUACAUUUACCGUCAGCCUGAAGCUCAACUGGCCAACUCGCCACCGGCAGCAGAGUCGCUGACAAUCAGGCUAACCAUGACUGUAAUACCGGUAAAUUAGAAACAUUUACAAGUGCAAUAUUUUCCUGUCACACCCUUAAGAGGUUUCCCCCCUGUCAACUACUGUAAUUUACUAACCGUCAAUCACAGAAGGGAAUUUAGCAUUAGCGCCUUUAGCCACACGCUGCUACACACCGUCAGGCAUGUUAACAGACUGAAGACUUUCUCCACCCCCGUUUGCACAGCACACCUGUAACAUCACUACUCACCUGUCUUCCUGAUCUGCACAAAAUCAUCACACACACUCUAAUCACACACAAACUUAAAGUCACAACUGACCAAUCAGGUGCAGAAGAGUCGGAUGUCUAUCCGAUCGCAGAACCACAAAGGAUGCACUCUGCAUCACUAAGUUGCAAAGUUAAAUUCUUGCUUGCUCUCAUGUUUCAGAUUGUUUCUUAGAGUGAAAGCUGCGAAUUCAAGAUAUGGAAGUAAUCAGAAGCAAGCAGUAAUCUAGCUUCAAACUGACACUUGGAUUAGCAGCAUACGCAGAGAAACAAAGGGUCACAAGCGAUUAGCAUGAUUACAGAAGACGAUGUUUGGACACACUGUGUGAUUUUACUUGGAUAAUGCAGCAAAAUGCCAAUAAAAAUGAUCCCAUUUUAAACACGAAGCAGAGCUGACACGGCCUGUGCUGGGCAGCAGUGGAAGCCAGGAAGUAAUCAGAUCCCAGGAAGCUUUUCAGAUGAGGUGAGGUGAAUCAGGCCCCGCUUUAAUAUCAUUUUCUCCUCUGAGGACAGCUUGUAAGAACGCUGAGUGUGUUAUGGUAGCAUAGAAUCGAGCAUUAGACAAAGUUCAAUGUAUUUAAUGUUGGAAAUGAAUGAGCUUCUUUUGCACAUAAAUUAAUACAAAUAUAAAAAAGAGUUGGCAUAGACUUUUUUUAGGAUUACUGUAUCUAUAUAACAAUUCUCUCUUCUUUUUGUAUCUGCUCCUCUUCUCUAGAGCUCCUCUGCUCUCUCUCUCUCUGUACGUUUGUCCGUCUGCCUUUGUUUAAUAAGACUUUAUAGACGAAAAAAGGUUGGGAUGCACUACAAACCUUGCAUGUUUUGACUUUUUUUAUAAAUGUAUAUUGAUUUUACGCAUUAGAUAUAAUUGUACUGUUUUCAUUUAGAAGUCUUUUUAGAUGUUUCCCAAACCAAAAACUGAAAAUGUGUAUGUGUAUGUUUGAAACAAACAACAAAAAAACUGUGUGCGUAUAAACGAUCAUAUAAUCGAGCUAUAUUACAAAGUGUGUUUUUCUUUAGGCUUUCUGACAUGGUCACUGUUUGGAGGGGUGUAUAUAGACGCAUUGCUACAACCUUAUUCAAAGCAUUUGCCAAUAAAUAAAAAAAAAAGUUGCCUUUAAAAA
This is a messenger RNA of Xyrichtys novacula (pearly razorfish), 9971 nucleotides long. The record is from the annotation of a GenBank genome assembly. NCBI's taxonomy places the organism in Eukaryota, Metazoa, Chordata, Actinopteri, Labriformes, Labridae.